Messenger RNA from Serendipita indica DSM 11827, 1899 nucleotides. Lineage: Eukaryota; Fungi; Basidiomycota; Agaricomycetes; Sebacinales; Serendipitaceae. The record is from the annotation of a GenBank genome assembly.
AUGCAUGUUAUGCAGACUCUGAGUGGCCGACGCCAUGGAUUCGGACGUCUGCUCAUCGUCUCGCUCGCAUUUGCGCCAACAGCGCUUUCGAGCUCGAUUCACCAUGCUCGUAAUCACCGCGAAAUAUCACAAAAGAGAUCUCCGGGGGACGCUAACGCACUCGAUCUCGACCUAGCUGCCGUUUUUCCCCAAAACCGUAAACGCCUCCUCGGCGAAAUCGUAGGCGGCGUCGGAAAUCUGGUACAAACACUUGUUGUUGGACUAGUUGGAGGAGGAAGUACGACUGUGGUCACCACGUCCCCGCUGCCGACCUCAGUGCUCCCAACGAGUUCCACCAAUGUCGUGAACAAUCCCGCGCCUGCGCCCACCUCAUCGAGCAGUGCAAACGGCGGUUCGAGCCCAAGCUCAAGUAGUAAUAGCCAAGCAGCGCCUGCACCGACGACGCCCGUUGCUGGUGGUUCGCAGCCCUCGCAAGCUUCGUCGAAUCCCACCAGCCGAUCAUCUACGACCAUGGGCGGGACCGUCUUUCCUAUCAAUCUUGCCCACGGAGGUUCCACCACGACGAUUCCUCCCCAGGUUGUAACAGACCAUCAAGGCAACCUCCAUACGAUCACGGCACCUCUUACAAGAACAUACUUGACAACGCUGCCGAACGGCGUUGUUUCGACCGUUACCGAAGUGAUCACUCCCACGGAUUACGUUGGAGCUUCUGGAUCCAGCGGCAUGUCGCCGGGAAAAAUUGCUGCCGUCGUUGGUACGCUUGUCACCGUAUUCCUGAUCGUGUUUGGGAUUUCCAUCGCUCUCCUCAUCCUACGCAAGCGAAGAAAGGCAUCUCAGCGAGCUAGACCAACCUCUGCAUCCUCGUUUGGAUCCGUGUCCGACGAAUGGGCACACGACGCGCGACGGAACAGUCAGACAGCGCUCGUCGGCUCAAACCAACCUAGCAUGAGUGCGAGUGUGGCCGGUACCCGGUUAAACUUUCCGCUACCACCAGCACCUGCCGCCAGCCCCGAGCCAGGACGAAGGCCAAACUCGAUGGUUUCCAACCAAACAUUUGACCUCGCGUUUGAGCAACAGAAGCGCUCGAGGGAUAGUAUCAUCGAGGACAAGAAUGCACUGCGCAAAAUAGGGCAAUAUCCCGAUGCCGGAACUUACACGCCAUUUGCGUUCCCGCCAAGCGACCAAGGACAUACAGAGGAGAAUGGAGUGUCACCGACGCAGCUCACGGCUGCCCUCGAAGGUGCCAAGUCGUUCCAUGCCCAAUAUCGCCUGAGCCGUGGUGAGGAUCAGAUGACAGAAAAUCCGUUUAGUGAUCCAGCUCCCGUAACCGUUGCCAACAAGACGCAGCAAGAUCAAUACUGGCAUCCUCUCCCAAACCAGACGGCACGCCAGACUGGGUUGUGGCGCAAAGCGACAUUUGGAUCCGACGCUAAACUGGAGAGUGUCUCUGACCGAUCGACCUUGUCAUCCUUCUCGUCGGCAGAAUAUGGCACGGCAACGAGUCACCAUCAACCGUCUGGUUCUCCUCAGCUGACGCGGAUGCCGAGUGUGUCGUCGGAUGACCACUACUCGUAUCACAGCGCAAUGGAGUCUUAUGCCAACCAUGGCCUGGCCCGUCCAGUCUCUCAAGCGCACGAUCCAUUUGCAGACCCUCGACCUAGUACAGCUGGAAGCGCCUUUGCUGCACGUCCGGGGACGAGUGGCAACGAGUCUGUCGUGAGCUCGGUUUACCCUGGUGGACGAGAGCUGGGGCCGACGCCGGACCCAGUCGAGCUGUUCUACCAGCGACCGACGAGUAUGGAUGACGGCGAGCGAACGAUUCGUGCACGGAGUCCGACAUUGUCGACAAGGACACAGUCGAUUAUAUAUCCAACUUUGACGGUCACCCGUGCGACAUAG